AUGGCCUCCGCUGUUCUGGCUACUUACGCGCCUGACGUUGCUCCGCACGUGACUUUAGUUGGGAGGCCGAGGAAGAGUCAUCCAAAGGAAGGUGAUGGAUCUACUAAGGUCGUUUCUCAGUUUGUGAUUGAGCUUCAAGGUUUGAAGACUGUUGAUGGAGAGCGGAUCUUUCAUUUCAACCUGAGGCUUAAGGGAGAUUGGAAUAGAAAGCCGGUGAUUGAGCAGAACACUUGUUAUAGAAUGCAGUGGGGAUCUUCACAACGGUGUGAAGGAUGGAGGUCAAAAGAUGAGGAAGAGAUUGUUGAUAGUCAUGUGAAGUGUGAGAAGUGGAUCCAUGAUGAUGAUAAUUACUCAGAAGGGUCGAGAACAAGAUGGUGGUUGAAUAGACUUAUAGGACGGAGGAAAAGAGUUAAAGUAGAAUGGCCGUUUCCUUUUGUGGAAGAGAAGCUUUAUGUUCUCACUCUUAGCGCUGAUUUAGAAGGUUACCAUUUUAAUGAUGAUGGACAGCAUGUUACAUCUUUCCCUUAUCGAACUAUGAGUAUAUAUAUAUAUCAUACUCAGUUUCUACAUCAUUGUGGUUUUACACUCGAGGAUGCAACCAGGCUUACAGUAAAUGGAGAUGUCCACUCUGUUGUUGUUGCCUCUCUGCCAACAUCACAUCUCAGCUUUGCUCCCUAA
Messenger RNA from Eruca vesicaria subsp. sativa (arugula), 678 nucleotides. The record is from the annotation of a GenBank genome assembly. NCBI's taxonomy places the organism in Eukaryota, Viridiplantae, Streptophyta, Magnoliopsida, Brassicales, Brassicaceae.